This is a messenger RNA of Raphanus sativus (radish), 807 nucleotides long. Its product is annotated as pathogenesis-related protein 1-like. Bases 14 to 709 code for a protein of 231 amino acids. The transcript has a single exon. The record is from RefSeq and is a predicted model, not a curated record. NCBI's taxonomy places the organism in Eukaryota, Viridiplantae, Streptophyta, Magnoliopsida, Brassicales, Brassicaceae.
AAGAAUAAAUGGAAUGAAAUCUAUUCCAUUCUCACCUUAUUUCAUUCCUCUAGUCCCAUUCUUUUUUUAUUCUACUAAUUCCAGUUUGAGGCUUACAAAAGGAGGAACAACAAUCAGAGCAGAGAUCACAUAUAACAUAAGUUCCAAAAGAAAUUUACAAAACCAAAACAAAAUGUCGUCUUUUGGUGAAAGCUUUGUCGUAGCCCUAACGUUGCUCUGCGUCUUUUCAACUCCAGCCCAUGGUCUACCAAAAGUGAAGCCAAUCGAUGAUGUCCAGCCAAAGCAAACGCUAGAGGUUCACAACGAGAUUCGAGCGGCGGUCGGGGUGGCUCCAUUGGUAUGGAACGAAACCGUUGCAGCCUAUGCACAAAACUUCGCCAACAAACUAGCCAAAGCAGGAAAAUGCGCGUAUACUGACAUGAGACAUUCUGGUGGACCUUACGGGGAAAACAUCGCGGCAGGAUGGGUCCAACCUACUGAUCAAAUGAGCGGUCCGAUCGCGACUAAGUAUUGGUUAACGGAGAAGCCUAAUUACGACCAUGAGACCAACAAGUGCAAAGAUGUUUGCGGCCACUACACUCAGAUCGUGGCCAAUCAAUCAUUGAGUCUCGGAUGUGGUUCGUAUAGGUGUCAUGAUAAUGAGUUGAUUUGGAUUGUAUGUGAUUAUUACCCUAUGCCUGUGGGUGAUGCGAAUACUCCCCCCUAUUGAUGAUUCCAAUAGGAUUAUUUGAAAAAAUAAACAUGGUUAUGUGAGGUGUUCAAAAAAAAAAAAACAUGGUUAUGUGAAAUUUAUAAAAAAAUAUAUUA